ACAUGCGCAUUUCGUCUGUCGCUUGCUUGUUACAGAUUACAGACAACAAAUAUAGCGUCGUUGCCAUACAAUGUUAGAAUUGCAAUCGCUGAAUUCUAAACUGGGUGUCGAUCUCAUGUAAGAAGUUUGUAAAGUACACGGAAGUUUUGAAAGUUUAGUAUCAAUCGCUUUGGAUAAUUGUGCGGUAUUAGUGAGUUUCAAGUUUAGAACGACAAAGGAGCCACUGAAGCUACAGUCAUUUUAUAACGGGACGUUUAGCUAACGCAUGCUCGAUGCUCUAGCCGAAUGAUAAUUUUGUAGCGGCGUCGAGUGAGAAAUAAUAUUGGAUGUGUUGUGUCUAAUUUUUGGAGUCAAUCAGAGUUGUUUUACAGUGUUCGACAAAUGCUCUCAAUUAUGAUUUUACGUGUGGAGUCACCUUAAGUGCAAUCCAGUGAAUAAAAGCAAUGAACCGACGCAUUUAUCAUGUAGGACCGGAGUGUGUAAAUAAAAUUCCGUAAUCAAAUAAUACUGCAUGUAGGUUACGUUCGCUCAAAUACAUUUAUUUGUUAUUUUUAAAAUGUAUGCUAAAGGAAAAGGAUCAUCAGUGCCGUCCGAUGCACAAGCCAGAGAAAAGUUGGCUUUGUACGUUUAUGAAUAUUUGCUGCAUGUUGGAGCACAGAAAGCAGCACAGACAUUUUUAUCGGAGAUUCGAUGGGAAAAGAACAUAACGUUAGGAGAACCUCCAGGAUUUUUACACUCUUGGUGGUGUGUGUUUUGGGAUUUGUAUUGUGCAGCUCCUGAAAGAAGGGAGACUUGCGAACAUUCCUCGGAAGCCAAAGCUUUCCACGAUUACGGUUUUGUAAACUCGGGGUAUGGAGUUAAUGGAAUUUCCCACAAUGCGGGUCCAGCACCAAGUCCACUGGGACAAAUGCCUGCCGACGGAAUGCCAGGGGGCCCAAUUCCUCCAGGAUUUUUCCCUAAUUCGACAUUACGGCCUUCACCUCCCACGCACCCUUCAAGCCAGCCAUCGCCUCAUUCACAACCCCCACCGCACACUAGUAUUAUGACAACACAGCCUUUUAUGAAUCCCAGGUAUCCUGCCGGCCCGCGACCUGGUGUUAGAAUGCCACAAAUCGGAAGCGAUUUCAAUGGACCUCCAGGGCAGCCGUUGAUGCCGAAUAAUAUGGACCCAACUAGACAAGGUGAUGGCGGAGAUUUUGUAGGUUGGCAAGGACCACCAGCCACUCUAAAUCGAAUGAACCCUCCACGGGGGCCCUCAAUGGGACCUCUUGGUCCUGGAACGUACGGCACCGGUUUAAGAGGCCCACCCCCUAACAGUAGUCUCGGACCCGGAGGCCCUAUGCCUCCUAUGACAAUGGGAGGACCUGGAGGACGACCGCAAUGGCAACCUAAUACGUCAACGCCCAUGAAUUACUCUUCAUCAUCACCUGGCAACUAUGGUGGGCCACCUGGAUCCGCGGGACCAGCCGGUCCAGGAACGCCAAUUAUGCCAAGUCCACAAGAUUCAAGUAAUUCGGGAGGCGAAAACAUGUACACAUUAAUGAAACCGGCCGUGGGUGGAAAUAUGCCUGGAGAUUUUCAGAUGGGUGGUGGGCCAGAUGCGGGCGGUCCAAUGGGUCCAAUGGGACCCAAUUCAAUGGGCCCCGUAAUGAAUGGGGAUGGAAUGGAUGGUAUGAAAAAUUCACCUGCAAAUGGUGGUCCCGGGACGCCGAGGGAAGAUAGCGGAAGUGGAAUGGGAGAUUAUAAUCUUGGAGGAUUUGGUGGACCAGGAGAAAAUGACCAAACGGAAUCGGCUGCUAUUUUGAAAAUAAAAGAGAGCAUGCAAGAAGAGGCCAAGAGGUUUGAGAAAGACUCGGAUCAUCCUGAGUAUUUCAUGCAAUAACUCACCUCGGCUGGCCCUCAAUAGGCUGGUGGACUAUGCCUCUUCCUUGACCUAACCUACUAACACGGGCGGUGGUGUGUUCAGCAAAAGUCGCCAACUCUUCGGGCCGCGCCACUAGUCAUCAAUCUUCUAUUUGUUUCCAGAUAUUCCUGUGAUUCCAGACCAGGGAGCACAGGGCACAUCGCACAUGUCAAGUUCCUUCAUCCUGAAUAUUUCUCACAUUUUUGUCCACCAGCCUAGGCGGGCUGGACCACUGAAGUAUGUUGUAAUCACGACAACUGAGCUCUUACUCCUUACUACAUUCAUAAUAGACCACUCAUAGAGAUGUUAAAUUCUUUUUUACUUGUCAAAGUGAAUUUGGAAUGACGGAAAAUGCUUUCUUCUUUCUGCUGCAUUAAUCGUAGCGCAUUUAAGGCACAUCAUUUAAUCCAUCGGACUCGUUUUAUCGCAAAUUAGAUGCUAUUACUUAUAUUAAUUCCUCAUCUUCUGAUUCAACGACUUUCCGGUUUCAGUGAGUUUUUAUUUAAUAUCUAAUUUUCUCAGUAAUCUUGAGAAGGAUGUAAGAAAGCAUUGUCCUGUUGUCGGAACUUUUAAGGAAGAUGUCGGGAUACUUCUUACUUAAUUUUCUAUUAGUUUCAAGGUAUAUGUUUGAACAAUAUGUGGAUUUAUUUUGAUAAGUGUUGCACCAUAUAUUGGCAUCAUAUCCAUGAAACUAUAAUGUAAUUAUUUGAUUGACCUAAAGUUUUCAAUGGGAAUUUCUCGCUGUAUCCAGGGCAAAUUAUCGAAUUUGCCACAUUUUUCGGAACGUAAUUCGAUGCAAAGCAAACAUCAAACAGUUUUAUAUUAUAUGAUAUUAAAUAUGGAAAGCAAUGAGCAGUUCAAUAUUUUAACUAGAUACUUAUUUCAAACAGAAACGGUGAACAUAAAAAUCCCACUGAAAACUACUCGUCUAGAUGUAACUGUCACAAAGAUUUUUUAAAUAUUGCCUCAAAGCUUUUCAAUGAGAUAUGAAAAACACUUAUUAACGUUUGUUUCUCAAUACUAAAUUAAAAAAGCCAUUCUUGAAAUUUGUUUGCGUUUUAGUUUUGUAAUUUGGCAUAAAUUACAGUCCGUCAGUUUCAUCAGAAACUUUUUCAAAUCUCGUUGAUGUUGUUAGUUCAAUUUUUUACAUCUUUUAAUUGUUUCUUUAAUUGUUUUGCAUUCAAAACAAUGACGAUUGAAAUGUUAUGUGCUCCGAUUGUCUCGCAAUCUUUCAACUAUUUCCAAUAUGUUUUGAAUAUUUAAUAGGAACAUUCGGCAAAAAACAAGUUUCAUUGCCGUAUGAAGCCAGGUUUUUCUCCUUUUUAUGCGGCAUCUUAAAAUUCUAGUAUUAGUUGAAUUUUAUCAGCGGCGUUGUAACUGAUUAGCACAAUUAUUUUGUAUGUAUUUUAUUUUAUGAUUAUAUUGGUUCCGUAUUUUUGUCUAGACCACUUUGGUGUACCACGAGCUCUGUAUUUUCUAUUUUCACUUACACUAAACAAUUUUUUCUCAUUGAGAUGAUACCUAUUUCUAUUAUGUAAUAAUUAAACAUUGUAUUGACGUUAUUACAUCACAAAUAAAUUAGUUUUUCGAAAUAGGUAUCUUAUAUAAAAUGUAAUUAUUUUGUUUCUAGAUGAUAUGAUAGAACGUUUUGUACAGAUUUAUUAGCAGAUAGGUAUCACAUUUUUUGGAAAUUUGACAUCUCUACAAAAAAUGAGUUUUCAAUUGCGAAACGUUUCUAUAAGAAACUUGUUAUGAUAUGUAAGUAUUUAGGAAAUUCUCUGAAGAUACCCGUGUAUAUGAUUGUAGUUUCUAUAAAGCAUGUUUUAAGUCAUUUUAAUUACUUGCCAGACGAAUCCGAAGGGUCUAUCAAUAUACAAGAGUCUAUCAAAUGAACAUGAAUAGUUGAGUGGUAAUAGGUUGUGGUUUCCAAUAUUGCAAUUAUGUUCUCUCCCGAAUCCAGAUAGAUAUUUUAUAAACUUUUAUACAAAAAUUAUCUUUCAUUCUUGUAAAAUCCAUCCAGCGUCUCAUGCAUUUUGUCACUCCUUUGCUUAAAAAAAAAAUCCUUUUUGGAGAUUAAGAACAUAUCAAAAAGAGUUAUGUCAGUAUUGUUUUGGAUCGAUUUUAGAACUGUCGGGACAUAUGCACUGCUUUUUAAAGGUUUAUUUUCACAUAACGCUUAUAAUUCGACAUUGGUAAAAUAUUCAAUAUUUUUAUUCCUGUCAUUUUACUAAGGAAUUAAGUUUUUUUUUAUCGAAUCUUGCUAGUAAUAAUUUGAAAAUGAUCUGUAAUUUUCCUGUAAAACGAAUCUUCCGGGCUAUGAUUUAAUUUAAAUAUAAGUAUCGAUCAGUAUUAUAAUUUAGCGUGUUUCAUUUAGCAUUAAUUAAGUCUAAUUAUUUAUACUGUGUAAAAUGUGAUGGUAAACAAAUCACUUUAUUAAUAUCUAGUAAAGUGUAGGAUAGUGGGUAACAAGUUAUAGCCUUGUUUCAUUUGAUUAUAUUCAACAAUUUUGCGGCUUUAAUACAGACUGAGAGAGACAUGAGAACAUACUCAAGACGGUAAAUAACUAAAUAUUAAUAGAAAACGUAUUUCUGACCAACUAUUAAAUACGGCGCCUAUUUUUAAAUUUAUAUGCAUUGGACGUUUUUGUUUUGGCGUUAAGUUAAUUUCUUUGUCUUAAUAUAUUUUUAUGUUUGAACAUAAGAUUAAAUAAAUGUUCAAGUAACAAGUUUUCGAAUAAAAGGAAAAUCUGUGUCCAGCGUAUCGUUAGGGAAAUAGUUUGGAACGAACGCUUUAGCAACUGUUACAUUAGGUAAAUAAUAGUCUGUUUUUAUUAACAAACAAUUUAAAAUGACUUCAUUAUCAUUUAUGUUUGGAAUUUGAUCGCAUCGAAUUAUUCAAGUAUAUAUUAUCUAGGUACGUUCAUUGAAGUUUGUAAUAGUUUAACAUCACGAUAAUACUAGUUUAGCUUUGGAUUUACCUGGCGAUUCGUCUGGCGUAAUAAAGACAUUUAAUAACAAUUUGUACAUACAUGCAAUAGCGUUGAAGGGGAGAAAUGCUCUGAAACAUGUAAUUCUAUUGACAUUUUACAGGUACAUAAUGUAUUCUUGAUCGAUGUAUGUACCUCUCCACCUGAAAAAUUAUUUUAUUGGUAAUAAUUUUAUGAUCUUGGACCGUAAUUAGGAUAAGAUGUUAAUUUAUAAAAUAUUCUCUUAAAAUAUAUACUAUCUUAAAGUAUAUAAAUUGAUUUAUUAGGCUUAGUUUGUCUGAAUGGGUAUGAGUGAAAGUGUGGUUGAUAUAUAUGUGAUAAGGAAUUACUGUGAAGAUGUGAAUUUUAUUAAUAUUAUUGUUUUCUUUUUUGUAUGGAUAAUAAAUAUGAAAAGUUUGA
Dendroctonus ponderosae (mountain pine beetle) is the source of this 5288-nucleotide messenger RNA. It is a transcript of the gene Ssdp, whose product is annotated as single-stranded DNA-binding protein 3. The coding region runs from base 557 to 1882 and encodes 441 amino acids. Gene Ontology annotation, molecular function: single-stranded DNA binding; protein binding. Gene Ontology annotation, biological process: positive regulation of transcription by RNA polymerase II. The transcript is spliced from 12 exons. Gene Ontology annotation, cellular component: nucleus. The record is from RefSeq and is a predicted model, not a curated record. Lineage: Eukaryota; Metazoa; Arthropoda; Insecta; Coleoptera; Curculionidae.